GAACACAAACGAACAUCAAACAUGUCUAGGUUCGCUGUUCUGUUGGUCUGCAUCCAAGGUUGCUUGGUCCAGGUAGUGUUCGGUCAGUACCUCGGCGGUGUUGGCUGCGGGUGUGGAGCCCCAGCUUUAGCUCCUACUCCUGCUCUGUUCGCUCCUGCUGCUCCAUGUGGUGGUGCCCUCGGUCUUGGUGCCAUCGGAUCUGCUUAUGGUAGCGCACUUGCUGCUGCUGCUGCAUACGGUGGUGCUAUCGCUCCUAGUGCUGCUUACGGCGGCGCCGGUGAAGGCAACGUGGCGGUCCUUGGUGAGCUGCCAGUCUCCGGUACUACUGCUGUCGCUGGUCAGGUCCCCAUCAUGGGCGCUGUAAGCUUUGGUGGUGCUGUGCCAUCUGCUGGAGCCGUAAACAUUAAUGGACAAUGUUCUUGCGGAUGUGGUUAUUGAUUUCUGACUUUUUUAUUAGUUGUUUAUCGUUUCAUAUAUAAUAU
Molecule: messenger RNA, 482 nt
Organism: Spodoptera litura
Lineage: Eukaryota; Metazoa; Arthropoda; Insecta; Lepidoptera; Noctuidae
Source: RefSeq, a predicted model, not a curated record